Messenger RNA from Sebastes umbrosus (honeycomb rockfish), 4817 nucleotides. It is a transcript of the gene tp53inp2b, whose product is annotated as tumor protein p53-inducible nuclear protein 2. Gene Ontology annotation, biological process: positive regulation of DNA-templated transcription; autophagosome assembly. Gene Ontology annotation, cellular component: autophagosome; nucleus. The coding region runs from base 584 to 1450 and encodes 288 amino acids. The transcript has 5 exons. Lineage: Eukaryota; Metazoa; Chordata; Actinopteri; Perciformes; Sebastidae. The record is from RefSeq and is a predicted model, not a curated record.
UUUUGUACGUUCUACAUUCUGAUCCGAGGAUCAGCUGGAGGCAGCAAUAAACAAGGAGGAAAAAAAUCUGCAGCAAAGGAAAAAAAUAAUAAGAGAGGAGAGGAGGAACACAAGCUGCAGAUGUUAUGAUCUGAAAAAACAAUCCGUGUAACAUUUUAUUUACACGAAGCCCUUCUUCUAAGAAGAAAGCCUUUUAUUUUUGUAGCUUAUUAUAAUGGUGUUUUAACUACCUCACUUACAAGACUAUCUAAAGCUAUGCUUUAAGAAAAUUGUUGUCGUUUCUACUACUGUGUGUGUGAGAGAUCUCGUUUACAACUUGAAUAAUAUUGCAAAGGCAGGCCUUUGCUCCAAACCAAGUGAAACCUUACAUUUGCACUACAGAAGCCUGUCCACGCCUGUUUGUCAAAACCGAGAUCCAGCAAAGGGCUUCAAGCGAAGAAAAAAAAAGAGACAAAGAAUUGCUUAAAACAGCAACAAGCGAUACCUAAACACAAAUAAGAAAAAAAAAAAAAAAAAAGGCAGCUACAGCUUUUUCUUUGUGGACGACAAAAAGCAUCAUCAACACUUGACAACACAAGCAGUCAUGUUUCAGCGUCUGAGCAACCUUUUGUUUGGGGAGGUAGAAGAGGUGGCAGCUGAGCUGAAGGGACCCAACCCCUGUGUGACGGAGGCCGACGAGGAGGGAUGGAUGCUCGUCAACCUGCCUGAAGAAUCUGGCUACAUGAUGCAGGCGGAGGAUGAGACGGGAGCCCCACCGAUUGCACAAUCAUUUCCAGACAGUAACCAAUCAAAUCAUCAAGUCACACGUACAAGGACUGAAUGUCCAGCCCCCAUUCCUCACCCGCCUCACAAGCGCCGUAGGACACAUAAAGGUCGGGCACGAGGUGCAGUAGCACCAUCAGACCCCCUGUCUUGUCCGAGCGCUAGCCCGUCAGACUUGGGUGCUAUUACACCCGUGACCCCGCCGAGACGGGCCAGACUGUCCACGCCCUCCUCCACCCCGUCGAUGUCCCCUGGCUCUGGAAAGGGAGCCACAGCGGAGGCCAGCCCGAUGGAGGACCUGCUCAUCGAGCACCCCAGCAUGUCUGUGUACGUCUCCCCGAGCAACUUCUCCAUGGUCUCCAACAACAACCUGUCUUUGGUGGGAGAGGAAAGCAUUGUCGGCCUGGCGAGCAGCGUGAGCAGAGUGGCAGAACCAGCCGCUGCCGCUGCCACCCGCAGCACGAUGCCCACCAGGGUGACCCGUGGAGCAGCUGCCCAGGCCGGAGCUCUGGCCAAGGUCACCCAAGUGGCCAGGGUCCAGCGUAGCAAAGCCCGCAUCGAGCGACGCCAUCUGGGCCGCAACCGCAUCCAACGCCAAAACCGCACCAGGGAGCAGGUCCCUCGCCACGCAAACCACGCCAGAAACACCUUCCUUCACCAGCCCACCAAGCGCAACAUCUGCCACUAAACUCCCCAGCAACCAGGGGACGUCGUUUACUCUGAGGGCAUUAGUAGUGCAUAGUCAACUCCAAGACACACAAAGUUAAAUGUAAUCACCCACGGCACAUUUGCUCUAAUUUCUGCACAUUAUAUCAUAUGACACUCAGAUACCAGUAGACCAGUAGCUUUUUUGUUUUGGUCUAGUCACAAACAGACUCCACCUGGUAGUUUAAUGCCCCCAUUCUGCUGUUCUGCUGUGUAGACCUUUAUAAUACUUGUUGUCCAUUGCAGUAUCCAAACAACAAAAAAAAGUCUUCAAAAAUAUUUAUACAGGUUAUACUUAGUAAAAAUAAUGUCUGAAAAACAACAAAAAGUUUAGCUCUAUUGAUUUUUUCUUCUUUAGUAAAAUAUGCUCUUUUCUUUCACUCUUCCUCAAGGCAUGUUUUUUUUUUUUUUUUUUUUUUUUUAAAUCAAUCAUUAAAUCCCUAAAAUACUUUUUAAAAUUUGGAGGUAAUGAUUUGAAAUUGAAAGUGUACUUUUAAGACGUUUCUGGUGGAAACCAUGCAAGACAGAGACGAGUUAAUCCUUAGUGUGUUUGCAGAGUAAACAACUCAUCAUGUCUUCGAAGCUUUACUUUACAGAUGAAUAUUUUUUUGUCAGAAAAGGUGGAAGGAUAUACCGUGUGGGCCGAGUGUGAGAGGAAAAUUACUAGACAUUUGUUUCUCUCCAGUUAGACAAAGGCAAGGAAACAUGUGGCAACCUGUUUCAUCACGGGAAACAAAUGUUGUAAUAUUUCCCUCUUCUCACUUUGCGAAGGAUGAGAGCAAGUAGACGAUGGUGAGAGUAUGAGCAAAACAGACUAAAGAGUACAAGUAAUGUCACGAUGAAUUACAACUAGACAUUAUUAAAAGGAGCGGAAACAGCUAUAGGAAAGUGUUAUGUAACCCUCUGAGCAGCCUGUGAGUGUUUAGAAAAUGGCCCUUAUUUUGAAUAUUUCUUCUGUGUUCUUCUUUUUGCAUGAAGAAUGGUAUUAUGGGGCACUCAUAAUAAAAAUAUAGAUAGAAAUAUUGAUAAGGGGUAUGAAUGGAGUUGAGUUGAAACAGGGCUUGCCUUUGGGUUACAGGGUGUGGCAGGUUAUUGGAGGUAAAGAGCGGUAUUGAUGGCAACUCUUUAUUUUGUUUUGUGACAUUGUUUUUAGCUCAUUUUGUCUUGUAAAACAUUGUUUUAAAGUCUCUCUCUCUCUCUGCAUGGUUCCACCAAAAAAACAAGAGAAACUUUGUUCCUGUCAGACAAAGAGAAAGUACACUUUUGGCUUUUAAAGCCAACAAAUAAAAAAAUGUCUCCCUGUGGAUCAUACACAGCAUGAUGAUCAUUCAAUGUGGUCUGUAAACUAAAGUAAUGUGCCCGGCACACAUCAGCCAUUUUCAUCCAUAGUGUGUGCCGUGAUCUUACGUUAUCCAUGUGAACACCAAAAAGAAAGAACGACCUAUGUGCACAUCAGUCCCUCUCAUUGAGAAGUCACUGUUGGGAGAAAGGGGAAGAAUAACACCCGUCUUCCCCCUUCAACAUAGUCAAAACUAUCAUCUUGCACAUGGUCGUGCAACUCACCUAACAUUUACAUCAUGUUCGUCCAUUUCUUGUUAGAACAUCCAGCUCUUAACAGUUUCCACUUAAAGAUCUAGCUGACUGAUAUGUAUUCAACAACAAUAGUAAACAAUGGUGCUGAAGUGUAUACUAAUGUUUGUAAAUUAUUUGAGACAUGGAUGUAAGUUUGCACUGUCAUACAUUUUGUGAGUCAAAGUUUUAGCGGUGUGCUGUGUGCUUGUUUCUCUUUUUUUUUCUUUUGUGAUUUUUUUUUCUUUUUGUUUUGAUUCAAAUUGUGUGUGAGAAGGUGUACUGACACGUUAAAUGCUAGAAACUCUUUAAAAAAAAAAAAAGAAUGGUCAUUUAUUUCUCUUGUAAAUAUUACAAAACAAUUUAUAGCGCUCCGUUAGAUGUCAAAGCCUCUCAGGACUCGCGUCCACCACACACAGCGUUGUGUUCGAUGGGACUAAUGAGAAUCCUCUCUCUGCCUCACCUCUGUGCUCAUUAUCAAAUCAAGAGGGCAUUAGUGGCCAAAAGUGGUGUCCUUGCCCCAACCUCAGUCUCAUCUCCUUGAGAUGCACCAUAAAAAAGCAGCACUAGACUCAGAGUUGAUGUGCCAUAUGCGAACACUGCCCUCCAGAGGUUCCAUUUAGCACAGCUGUAUGGAUGCUGGUGAGGAUUCAGUACAAUGACCUGGUUUUAACACAAUCUGUACUGUUGUGUCCAAAGGACAGAUUGUCUGGAGAUUCAUGUCAGAUUGUUUGGAAGAUGGAAAUGUCUCAUUCAGAUCAUCUGGAUAACAUAGUUUUCCCCUUGAAUCACACAUUUUUCAUUUCUGCCAAUAAUCCUAUAAAUGAUUGUUUUAUUCAAAAUCUGUUAAUAUCUGUUAAUUUAUGAUAUAAGUAUGACUUUUAUCUUUUAUUCUGUUUAAGGAUGACUAUUAUGUGUCCUGUUGAUUCCUCUGAAUGGUGCAGGAGAUGGAUCUGAGGUGGUGAACAUGCACACACACACACACAUAGUGAUCUCUGUUUAGACUUCCUCACACCCCAGAGGCUUUCUAUUCUAACUGACUGAGGAGAGAUCACAGGUGAAUGUGUGUGUGCAUACAAAAUGUAAAGACCACCCUAGAUACCACUCUGCCGCUACAAACCUGUCCUGUUUGCCUCCAUUUUAUUUCUUCCUUUCUUACCUGUGUCAUGUAAAAAGGAAAUGUGUUCUCAGUAUGUUGUGUGUGAUUAUUGAACGGUGUGGUUGGGGAGAGGGAGUCGUCACCAGGUGUGUGGAGCCUGUAUGAUGUGGACAGGGAAAGGAUGAGGCAGGAGAUAGUUUAUAUAUUACAAAAAAAAAUUAAAUGUAUCCUCAAAAAUACAAUAGAAUAUGCUUGUAUUUUCCCAUAUAGUUCUUAUAACAUUUGUUCACCAUAGGACGUUUCAAAUGAGAGGCAUUGAAUGUCUGGGGAGUUUCAUAUGUUUUAUGUCGUGCCCUGAAACGAUGGCAGCUUAAAAACACAUGGGGUUUCGCCCGUGUUACAUUACAUCUCAAUUAGUACACCCGUCCCCUCCAUAAAAAUGAAAUAUAUAGACAUAUAAAAAUUUGGUGUAUCUGAUAUCUACAGUAUGGUGAUUGUGCCUUUCACUAUUUCUGCAUGGUUUUUGUGAUGUACUGAUUUUUCCAUCCUCAAAGUGGACAGUCGUCCACUGACAGGCAAGACCUAUGCAAAAAUCAACGGAUGGGUUUUCCAGCAUCCAUUCAGAAAACACAGGUACCCGCCAAAAAAACAACAACAAUAAAUACUCAGGUUAACACCUGAA